CGAGUCACUGAUCCGAGUUUGUUACCACUGCACCAAUCCCUCCCUAUAAAUCUGUCUCCAACCCUCGUGUCUCUUCGUGGCAUUCGUCCUGAUCCAUGCACCGUUGGUGGUUCUUCCAUGGAGAGUGCUUCGCUGAAGAGGGAGCAGAAGGAGAAGGCAACAAAGAGAGCCCGUGGCAAGUACCUCAAGAUCCAUGUCGUCUGCAAGGCGUCGGCCGCUCUUGCCACCCUCGUCGCAGCGGCGCUGAUGGGGUUCAACAAGCAGAUCAGCAACGUCGCCGGGUUCGAGAUAAAGGCCACCUACAAUUCCUCGCCGGCCUUCAAGUUCUUUGUGAUCGGCAAUGCGAUUGCAUGUGGGUACUCGGUGCUGUCCCUCCCUUUCGCUGCCCAUAUGGUGGAGGGAUGGAUGCUGAACCUAUUUGAUCUGAUGAACCUGGGACUGGUGAUGGCCGCAGCAUCGGCGGCCGCGGCGAUCGGCUACGUGGGGAAGUACGGGAAUGAUGAGAUUGGGUGGACGAAGGUGUGCCCAUACUACGAGAAGUUCUGUGGAAGAACUGAGAUCUCCAUUGCCUGUUCCUACGUAGGGUUUCUUCUGUUCCUCUUCGUAUGUGCCAUGUCCUCGGUCUGUAGAAGCAGAUUAAGCAACAGUGAUUGAUCCAAGCUCUGUGCUUCUCUAUCUUCUUCUUUAGAUGCCUCACUUUCUGUAGCUUGUUGGGUUUGAUAGGCAAUUGUGUUGUAGUUGUAACUCACAAAUGUUAUGAUAAUGACAUUUGGUAAUGAAAUAUUUGAUUAUAUGUUUUUUC
Messenger RNA from Musa acuminata AAA Group (dessert banana), 802 nucleotides. Its product is annotated as CASP-like protein 1F1. NCBI's taxonomy places the organism in Eukaryota, Viridiplantae, Streptophyta, Magnoliopsida, Zingiberales, Musaceae. The record is from RefSeq and is a predicted model, not a curated record. The transcript has 3 exons. Bases 118 to 654 code for a protein of 178 amino acids.